This is a messenger RNA of Homalodisca vitripennis (glassy-winged sharpshooter), 3069 nucleotides long. Its product is annotated as soluble calcium-activated nucleotidase 1. Gene Ontology annotation, biological process: proteoglycan biosynthetic process. Bases 278 to 1534 code for a protein of 418 amino acids. Gene Ontology annotation, molecular function: UDP phosphatase activity; GDP phosphatase activity; calcium ion binding. The transcript has 4 exons. The record is from RefSeq and is a predicted model, not a curated record. Lineage: Eukaryota; Metazoa; Arthropoda; Insecta; Hemiptera; Cicadellidae.
CACGUUAGUUCGUGGUUGUCAAUUUGGCAACAAAUGUCAGUUUUUGUUAGGUUAACCUAUUUCUGUUUAUCAUACAAGAUUUGAAAUGUAAAUCUUUAUAUAUCACUAUAAAUUGUAUUCAUUUAAUUAUUUUGUUUGUAAUGUGUCAUUAUAUUGAUGCAGUGAAGAUGCUCGUGAGGUUGUGUUAGAUUGUUAUUGAAUUGUUGCCCUUUGAUAAUGUCUCCAAAAUGCAUUUCCAAGAAAACUUCCAGUUCCUUUAUGAAACAUCACUAACUACAUGAGGUAUCAAGAGGAUGAAGAAAUGAUAAUGUCACUGAAAGAUUGGAGGCAAGCACUGCGCACCCCUCCUACUUACAGAGUUGGAAACAGCACAUUGCGCAUUCAAACUACUUUUGUUACCAUAAUAGCUUUACUAGGCUUAUUUAUACUUUUAAUUUUGUAUACUACAUCUAAAAAAAAUCCUAAAAUAGUGGGAUAUGGUCUUGGCAGCAACGAUAUAUACAGAAACCACUAUUUCCCCCAGCCACAUGAAAGGCUGGAAAGAAUAACACGCUAUGAUAGUGUUGAUGAGUAUUACAAUGCUACAUACCCUUUGACUCCUCCAAUCAACACCCCAAGUGGGGUCAAGUACCGUAUCGGUAUUAUUAGUGAUUUAGAUACUAAUUCGAAGAGCAAGCUGGAAUCAAAUACCUGGAUCAGCUACUUCAAAACUGGCCAUCUAAUGUGGCUCCCGAGUACAAGUUCCAUUACAGUUGUAUGGGAUAGAACGGAUCCCAUUGAAUUGAAAUCAACAUUCGGACAAAGUGGACGAGGCAUGGAGUUAUCAGAGUUAGUUGUGUUCAAUGGUAAACUGUUAUCAUUUGAUGAUCGGACAGGUUUAAUUUAUGAAAUUAAUUUAGACUCAAAUAUUGCUAUUCCUUGGGUGCUACUAAUAGAUGGGAAUGGAAUGACCACUAAAGGCUACAAGAGUGAGUGGGCGACAGUGAAAGGACACAAAUUGUAUGUGGGCAGCAUGGGGAAGGAGUGGACCACCAGUGGGGGGGAGCUCCAAAACCUCAACCCUAUGUGGGUGAAGGUAGUCACAACCUCAGGCCAGGUCACACAUCUCAACUGGGAGGAGCAAUACAAGACACUACGAAGAGCUGUAGGUGUGGAGUUUCCUGGAUAUGUGAUCCAUGAAUCUGGGGUUUGGAGUGAGGUCCAUCAACGAUGGUUCUUUCUUCCUCGACGACUCUCCAAAAAACGGUACAACGAUGAGACUGAUGAGUUUAUGAGCACCAACAUCUUGCUCAGCACCGACCAACACUUCAGCAAUGUUCAGGUAACUUACAUCGGAGAGGUAAUCCCAACCCACGGUUACUCCAGCUUUAAGUUCCUCCCAGCUACGGACGAUUCAGUCAUCAUAGCUCUGAAGUCAGAGGAGGAUAAGGGUCGAAGUGCCACUUAUAUCACCGCUUUCCAUAUUGACGGCAAGAUUCUUUUGCCUGAGAUCAAGGUGGCAGAUUUGAAGUAUGAAGGCAUCGAAUUCAUUUGAAACUUAAAGUUUACUCUGAAAACGCAUAAAUUAGUCAUUGUAAAGAGAUCAUUUUUAAACUUGUUUGUAUUAGUAACUCGUUAUCGUUUUUACAAUUUGUCAACUUGACCAUUUAGGUAAAUUUACUCAGUUUUUGUUCUAUUAUUCUUAUAGAAAUAUUUAUUCCAAAUUUAUUAAAAACCUGUAAGUUAUUUUGGAUUUUCAACGUUUAAUAUGUUUUACACUAAUGUUGAAUUUCUUUUACAAAUCUCCAAAAAACAAAUUUGUAUGGAAAUGGAUACAAUUUUCAAAUACUUAAGUAUUUUAUCAGUCUAUAAUCAUUGCUCAAAGUGAUGUGUUCGUUGCAUCAUGUUUUAUACAUUUAAAAGUCAAAUUUUUAAUAACAUAUGGAAUUUUGUAAAACUUAUUGCUGUAUAUGAGGCAAUUGUGUAUGCAUUAUUAGUUUAACAACUGCCUUGUUGUAGUUUUUUAAAAAUAAAAGUGUUAUUUUAAAAUCUAGUCCAUCAUGUAAUUUAAAUCAUUUUAUUAUUUUAUAAAACUAGAAAAAUAAUUAUUUAUAGUAAAGUGGAAUAUAUAAUUUAUGCGUAAAUAAAUAAUUUACUUCUUUGAACACUCUCAGUUGUGAGUAAAAAAAGUAAAUUUGUAAUAAAAACAAUUAUAACCAUAGGAUUUACCAACCAUAAAAUAUACAAUUAUAUGUUCUAUCAUUUUAUAUAGUUUGAAUGUCAUAAAUGGUAUGGAUAUGUACUUAAUUAUUUUUAUACCAGAUUUUUUGUAUCAAAAAAUUAUUUUUGUCUUAAAGAUAACAAAACACAAUUAUAUAAAAAUUAUUUACUCUGAAACCGUGAUGGUUCCUCCAUCAUAGGUACUCAAAUCACAAAACAGUGUUCUUUCAAAUAGCUAUGUGUUCUGUGUUGAGUUGAGAAAUUACAAAUUUGAAAUAUUAUUCCUGUGUUACGUUUAGAACUUUUCAUUGAAAUAUGUAAUUGAAGAAUUUAUUUUAGGUACAAUUAUUGUCUUAUGUUAUAUUAUUCUGACAUUUGGUUGAGUGACUGAUAGCAAGCAAGUUAUUCAUGUAAAACUAGCGUUUACUCAAAUUAAGUAACUAAACCAAUCUCAGUUUGGUUUUCAGUUUCAAUACUCAAGUAGAGAACUAAAAUAAAUUUUGAAUUCUUAAUAACUGUAACAAAAUAACUAUGUACUAUAUAUUCAUUAUAAGUAAUCUUAAAUAUAAUAUCAUGAGUGAAAGCAGAGUAUUUUUGCUACAUGAUAACAUAGUACCGGUACGUCCUGAUACAUUUCCAGAAUUAUUAAAUUCCAUACAUUUUUUUAAAAUUAAUGUAAAAUAACAUGUUUGUGAUUAAAUUUUCAAAGGUUAUUUUCAGAAAAACGUAUUGAAAUAAUUCCAAUAUUAAAUAAUAAUAGUAGUUAUUUAUUUAUUUAUUGUAAAAUACAGUCUUGAUUCUGACUAUUUGUUCUAUUAAUUUAUUCACAAUUAUUUAUUUGUUUGUAAAAUUACAUAUUUUUGUUAAAUA